Messenger RNA from Adineta steineri, 1366 nucleotides. The record is from the annotation of a GenBank genome assembly. NCBI's taxonomy places the organism in Eukaryota, Metazoa, Rotifera, Eurotatoria, Adinetida, Adinetidae.
UUCUCUUAUUCUAAAAUCAACUAUGGCUACAAUCAAUAUCUACUGCUGCGUCGUUUUCAUUCUUUUCAGGUAAAUAAUUAUUCAUUCUUAUCAUUUAUUUUAUUAACAUCCAUUAAUUUCAUAUUUUAGCAUAACAGGUUUGAUUUCUAUUCUAUUUUAUGUUUAUAUGUAUUAGUUUAUCACAUUCAUAGUUCAAAUCAAAUCUCAAAUAUGUGAGAAAACACCACAGUAUGGUGAAUGUUCCACAAACAGUGCAUGUGGAUGCUUUCAUAUGAUGGGUGCUGAUGACGACACAGGCGUCUGUGGCUUUCUGUGGCCAACAUGUUCUCGUCUUUUGCGGUGCAAUCCAUCAGACAAUUCAUGUCUUCAACCAAACACGAUUUGUGUUCACCAUCCACAAUGCGAUGAUUUUCCACUUUGCUAUCCAGUUACGAUGAUUGGUCUAAACAUGUGUCCACCAAUGAAAAAUAAGAUCAAUCUUAAAUGGAAUCAAAAUGCCAUCACUGUGGCUGGUAGAACUCGAGGAGGUCAACAAUUAAAUCAACUUGGUUUCCCUCUUGGCAUCUUUAUUGAUGAAAAGAAAAAUAUUUUCAUUUCCGAUUAUGCGAAUCAUCGUAUUGUUGAAUGGAAAUACAAUGCAAAAGAAGGACAAAUCGUUGCAGGUGGGAAUGGGCAAGGGAAUCGAAUGGAUCAAUUGAACUUUCCAAAAAUUGUACUUGUUGAUCAACAAAAUUAUUCGAUCAUCAUUACUGAUCUUGGAAACAGACGAUUGAUUCAAUGGUUGAAUCAAAAGCAACAAAUUCUCAUUGACAAUAUUUACUGUCGUGGCUUGGCAAUGGAUAAAUAUGGAUUCCUUUAUGUUUCAGAUUAUGAGAAGAAUGAAGUGAUACGAUGGAAAAUGAGUGAAUACAACAACGAAGGAAUUGUAGUGGCAGGUGGAAAUGGCAAAGGAAACCAACUCAAUCAACUCAAUUCUCCUACUUUUAUCUUUGUUGAUGAAGAUCAAUCUGUUUAUGUAUCAGAUUUGUACAAUUAUCGUGUGAUAAAAUGGAGAAAAGAUGCAAAAGAAGGAACAAUUGUAGCAGGAGGAAAUGGUCAAGGAGAGAAUCUCAAUCAAUUGUUUUAUGCUGAAGGAGUCGUCGUUGAUGAUUUGGGUCAGAUCUAUGUGGCAGAGAGUGGGAAUCAUCGAGUAACGCGUUGGUGUGAAGGAAAAGGCGAAGGUGAAAUUGUUGUUGGUGGAAAUGGGAUAGGAGAUAAAUCAAAUCACUUAUAUCGUCCCGCUGGUUUAUCAUUUGACGUUGAAGGAAAUCUUUAUGUCGUUGAUUCUGAUAAUCAUCGAAUUCAAAAAUUUGAAAUAAUUUUGUGA